Molecule: messenger RNA, 1345 nt
Organism: Helianthus annuus (common sunflower)
Lineage: Eukaryota; Viridiplantae; Streptophyta; Magnoliopsida; Asterales; Asteraceae
Product: F-box protein At3g07870
Exons: 1
Coding region: 8-1105 (365 amino acids)
Molecular function (GO): protein binding
Source: RefSeq, a predicted model, not a curated record
UGACGCCAUGGAAGACUACGUGUUACCUGAAAGUCUCAUCCUCGACGUUUUAUCUCGACUUCCGGUCAAAACAAUUGUCCGCUGCAAGUGCGUGUGCAAAAAGUGGCGUGAUCUUGUUUCCGACACCUAUUUUGUUGAUCUUCAUCUCUCCAGAUCGCGUCCCUGCCUCAUGUUUCAUCAAUACAAAAAUCCACACCCGAUAUUAGUGUUCGUAGAAGUGGAACAUGAAGUUGAUUACGACCGCUUAACCCUCGGUCAUGUCAAAAGCCUUGACCUCGGUCUUAUUGCUUUUCGUUCUCUUAAUCAGAUAUUUGAAGUGGGUUCCAUCAAUGGUUUGAUCUGCUUGCGUCACGAAGGUUAUGCCAUUUACAUAUUCAAUCCUGUGGUGGUUGAAGAAUAUAUGAUCCUCCCUGAACUAACUUUUUUGGAUUUUUUUUCGCGUGUAAGUUAUGGUUUCGGAGUUUCAAUGGGAGGGGAAUACAAAGUCAUACGGAUCAUAGGUAGGAGAAUACCCGAAGAACAAUUUAUGGCCUCGGUUGAAAUCGAGGUUUACACCCUUGGCACAGAUCAAUGGAGAAGUUUGGGACCAACCCCUUACCACAUUGACUAUCGGGGGCUACUGGUUUCAGGUGUAUUUGUGAAUAGUCAUGUGUAUUGGUUUGAUUAUAUCCAAAUUUACGAUUUCGAUUUGGAUACAGAGACAUUUGAGUUAAUUCCGCCCCCGGCUGGACUGGGAGAUAAUCAUGAAGCUAAGCAAAUGUUGGGAGUACUGAAAGGCAGCUUAAGUCUAUUUUCUGGGUCUUCGUUAGGGUUCAACGUUUGGGUGAUGAAGGAAUCUUCUUGGCAUAAAGCGAUAGCUAUCCGGGAAACUAUUGACCCUAUAUUUAGAUCACAAGGGUGGAAACCUUUGUGUCUCAUUGAUGGUUUAAACGGUACUAGUAUUUUGAUCUUAUGUGUUAAGGAAGAUAGAGAAAACGUGGUGGGGUAUUGUCUUAACACGAAUAAGAUUCUAGAUUUGAAUAUUCCAGGCAACUACUGGAUGGUAAUUAGUACUUAUCGUCCUAGUUUUAUUAAAACUCCAAAACUUUGGAUCAGAGAGAGUUGAUUCUUGAACGGUAAUGACACUCUGCCCGGCCUUGUGAAGUAUAGAUAUAUCUCCAGUUUGAAGUUUGAGCAAAGGUAAGAGGGCACCAAGCAUCAUUCCAUGUUGAAUCCAUUUGAUGUCAAAAAGUGAAUUAUGCAGUUUUUCUUCUGCUCUAGACGUUAGAAGCUCUAUCUAGCUAGUUAAUUAUAUAUAUGUUUAUAUCUCUACCAUUUUCUGCUUUGCAAGGAUUAAGAAAUACAA